Molecule: messenger RNA, 837 nt
Organism: Baudoinia panamericana UAMH 10762
Lineage: Eukaryota; Fungi; Ascomycota; Dothideomycetes; Mycosphaerellales; Teratosphaeriaceae
Exons: 2
Coding region: 1-837 (278 amino acids)
Source: RefSeq, a predicted model, not a curated record
AUGACCGGUGUCGACUGCCUUGUGGCCCUUUACGCUCACCAGGCAGGAGCUGCAAACUUUCUAUUUGAGGACGUUUCCAAAGCUGAUGCCACUGAUUCUGCAGUUGUUCGUCAGUCACAGCUUGCUAACGCGCAUUGUCAGGAUGCCUUUCAAGGCCUUUGGGUAAAGCAAGAGCGCAACUGCAAACACUUCCUUGAUGAAGAGAUUGGGGACAUUGAGCGGCCCUCGAAGCCCUGGACCGAACUGCGGUCGUGUGUCCGCAAGAGUGAGCUACUUGACAAUGUCGUGCUGAAAGACUUCAACCCGUCUCACGGCUCGUUAUUCCUGAGAUGGGACGCCACCAACGAUGAUCUCGUACCUCUCGCGAAGACCCAGAUGGCUGCUCACGAAGUCACUCAUCGCAUGGGUAGUCGCAAUCCUCCUCUUUCUAAACGCUCCGGCAGAGGUUCACUUGAUCUCGCCGUUGGUGUACAGAUGCACGUGGUAUCCGAAGCAGGUGGAAUGCAGGUCGGGACAUGGAAGACUCUGAAGAAUAUUUCACCGAGACCAGCCUUAGUGGCGCUGCUGAUUCCCGCAAAUUCAAUGUUUGCCAAGCAUGGCAUAUCUGCCGACAGGCAGCGCCUGGUGAAUCCCAUUCUGCAGCAACACAUCACCGUUUUCCACGUACCGGGCAGAUGGCGCCAGCGAGCAGCAUCGUCGAAGCUGACAGCGUCCAAGAAAGAUAUGGACCGGCUGAAGCCAUUCAGCAAUGAGAGUUCGCCAACAAGAGCCAGCAAGCAGCCUACCACGACAGCUAUAGCCUAUGGAGAGCUUGUCCGCUUUGACGCAAAUACUUAA